Molecule: messenger RNA, 1923 nt
Organism: Owenia fusiformis
Lineage: Eukaryota; Metazoa; Annelida; Polychaeta; Sabellida; Oweniidae
Source: the annotation of a GenBank genome assembly
UUGAAAUUUACAAAAUGUCUUCAAAUUUCAAGAGUGGUGCAGACAGUGUGAGAAAGAAGCUUGCAACACAAAGAGUUAGUGAGCCUGAUGUCACUUUGACUAGCAGUGUUACUGACAGCAUGGAUGAUAGACCAGAAAGUCCACCCCUGCCAGCCAUUAAUGAACGAUUGGGCUAUCUGCGUCCCUCUAGAGAGCUGCUAGAAUACUACAGAAAAAAGAUAGCAGAAUUUGAUAAUGAACACGAUGUCAUGGUGAAGAAACUUGAUGACUAUAGAAUGACAUAUGAAGAACAGCACAAGAUCCAAUGGGAGCUGAGACAGCGUGAGGAGGAGAUCAGUGAGCUGCAGAAGGCUUUGAGUGACAUGCAAGUCUACCUCUUCCAAGAAAGGGAGCAUGUGCUACGACUUUAUGCUGAAAAUGACAGGUUAAAGAUUCAGGAGAUUGAAGACAGGAAGAAGAUCCAGACUCUGCUAGCUUUGAGUGGUGUGGCUGAGAAUGAAGUGUCUUAUUUCCUCAAGGAACCACCUGCCAAAGCUAUCGUGGAGCAGAGAACCCAGCAGCAUACACGUGGUGGAAAAACAUUGAACAAAGGUGGUACAAGAAGGAAACCGUCUAAAGGAGCAGUUAUGACAGAAGAGGAAGAAAAAUAUCAAAAGGACAAUCAGAUUCUUUCAUUACAGGUUGAGGCGAUUUCAUCACAGUUAGAGGAGCAGACGCGUUUGGCUAAAGAACAGGUGGAGGCAAUGAUGGAAGACAGACGUGUCAAGAUAGAGGAAUAUGACGCUCGUAGAGACAGAGAUACUGAUAAAAUAAAAACUCUUUCAGAAAAACUGCACAAAACUCAGGACCUUCUUUACCUGAGCACCAAGGACUGUUUAGAGUCGCGUUAUGAAGGCAGGACACAUGAGAAGGAAUGGAUGGCUGAGAAGGACCUUCUCCUACGUGAGCUAGAUGCCUGUAAGCAACAACUUGACAUGAGCAAGGAUGAAAUACUCAAUGUGUCGGAGCCUGUCUAUGCAAGUAAAGCUAAAUAUGCAGAGGAAAUACAGUCACUGAGAUAUCAAGUGGAGCAAGCGAACAAGUUGGUAGAUAACUAUCGAGAACAGGUGAUCCAAUUAGAAGAUGAACUGAGUAGGAUCAGGGAAGAGCAAGAUGUAAAGGGAGAUGUUUACAAGGAGAGAUCGGAAAAGAUAGCUAAAAGGUUAAAGCUGAUGAAUACACGCUAUGAUGAGCUGGAAAAGAGGCGUAAUUUAGAAGUUGCGGGUUUCAAGACUGACAUAAAGAAUCUUAGGACUAAAUUAAAAGAUAUUGAGAGACAGCUUUAUAAGGUAACCGUUGGUUAUGGUGACCAGGAAGAAUUGCUGGACAUGAAGAGACCUGGCGACAUUGAUAUGCAAAUUUUACGUAAUGUUCGACGUACUGCUGGAAGAUCAAAACACCUCAUGGGAGAGCUAAAACAUUUGAAAUCUAAAGUGUAUGGUGUAGAGAAUGACCUUAGACAUUUGUGAUAAAGUACAAGUUUGCAGGAUGUGGGGACUGAGAUAGAUCUCAUGGGAACAAACUUUUUCAAACGUGAAGUCUCUCAUAUAUUGAAAUGGUAUCAGGAGGUCAUGUGACAAACUAUCAUCAUUAUCCCAAUGAACAAUAUUCCAGGGGAUGUAGACAUGAUAGAGAACAUAGGUGCAUCUGUAAGUGCAUAUAGGCAAUAAUUUAUGUACUGCUGGAACAAUAUUGUUGGUAUUUUAUACAGAUAUGCCCUGUGUGAGUACAAGUUUUGCUCAAAAGUCAACUGAUAUGGCUACCUUUACAAUUUUUUAUAACAACUUGUAUGUGAUAUUAAUAUGUUUUUAAUGCAACAAAAUACUUAUGAUGUUGAUUCCGUCAAAAUUCAUAUUUUUCAAAAAUAUGGUGGCCAUCUUGAAA